This is a messenger RNA of Ochlerotatus camptorhynchus, 1445 nucleotides long. RefSeq lists its product as uncharacterized. NCBI's taxonomy places the organism in Eukaryota, Metazoa, Arthropoda, Insecta, Diptera, Culicidae. The coding region runs from base 2 to 1396 and encodes 464 amino acids. The record is from RefSeq and is a predicted model, not a curated record. The transcript is spliced from 5 exons. Gene Ontology annotation, molecular function: protein binding.
AAUGUUGGAAUUACAAUGCUUACCAGUUGAGGUACUGUGCAACAUAUUUGACAAGUUAACUGGCUGGGAACGACGGUCACUGUAUCUGGUGUGCAGAAGUUGGUACGAAAUUUUGACAAUCAAACAUUUCAUGCAACGGCGAACGCUCAGAGUGAAUCCCGAAAGUGUAGAACUGUUAGAAAGUUGUGAAAAAUUUCCGUGCAUCAGUAUUCGCGAUAACGAUUCUAGUCCAAAUUCUGUGAGCCGGAGGAAUUUUUUGGAUUCGCUUCGAAGGGUGUUAUUUUGUGAAGAGGUCAUCGAUCAUCUGGAGGAGCUGACGCUCAAGGAAGUCCAAGGCGAUCUGCUGCAGGAGUUGUUUGGUGAGGGCUAUGGCGAAACGUGUCGGCUGCCAAAUUUGAAAAGUUUGACCAUUUGUUGUUUUGAGUUUUGUGAAGUGUCGCAGAUUCGGGUGUGGAACAUUUCGAGGCAUCUAACGAAAUUGCACAUAACUAUUAGUAAAUAUGAGGAGCUGCGGGUGGUUGCUAGUGUAGCUGAGCAACUCGUGGAACUGUUUGUGGAAUCCAACAAGUUGCGACUGCUUCUUGAGUGUUGUGAUAUCUCUGAUUUUGAAAAGCUACGAACACUGAAACUGAAAUCAGAUUCAUUUUUUCCGGAACGGUUUUCCAGUCCCAGUGAAAUUGGCGGGAAAUUCGCAAGAACCUUAGGUCGGUUGAAGAAUCUUGGCAUUGGAUUUCGGCACAAUGAUUUCUUGCUCGGGUAUGCACCGAUGUUUCGGCGCUGCCGAAGCCUGCAAUCCCUUUCGAUUGUGGGGGCUGAUUUGUGCCUGGACGCUUGUAACGCCAUUGCAAGCCUACACGCUCUGAGGAAAUUAGAGCUUCUGCUGCGAAUCGAAAAGGACCACAAUCUGAAACCGUGGAAUUUACUAAAUUUAGAGAUCCUUCACACGUACGUAGAGAACCUAGCACCCCUGGGAGACAAUUUACCUUCACUGAGCACGAUACGGAUCUCGAAUCACACCAUCAGAGAAGGACGAUUCAGCGUUCGACCCUCCGAGAGGGCAUACUUGCAGCGAUACUUCAACCACUUUGAGUCCAUCACCAAACUAUUCCUUUACGAUGUCUACCUCGAGGAAGACUUACUGUACCAGUUCCCGAACAUGGCAGCAGUUAAGGAAAUCAUCCUGCGCUGCGUUAGAACAAGCUCACUCGUCCUGGAUAUCAUCUACGAGCGGGCGCCCCGGGUCUUCAAGGUCUACUUUUGGGAUUGCUGCUUUCUGGUGAGCCCUCGGGCCAAAAUUCCAUCCUUCGCUGCGCUGUGCCUCCUACUGCCACGGGCUUGCAUCUCACAUUCCAGUAGCAAGAUCAUUGCCGUGGAUUACGAGCAGAUUCUCUCCUGAUGAUUGCAUCGCCCUUCGGUUCACUUUUUGUUACCAUUCGACCUGUACC